AUGGGCAAUUUAGGGUCCCAGACGAGUCUUUACAAUAGACUGGUGGCUAUUUUCGUCGCUAUUGGAUCUCUGACAUAUGGGUAUUGCGCCUCUAUCAUCUCCAGCACGAUCGGCCAGCCAGGAUGGUAUACAAACUUCAAUCUUCCACAAUCCGGUGAACCAGGAUACGCGGCGAUAACCACCCCCGCGAUCUCAACUGCGAACGGCGUAUUCAGCGCCGGCGGAGCAGUCGGUACACUCUUCAUGAUGUGGUCGUGCGAAUAUCUCGGCCGGAAAGUGAAUAUCCAAGUGGGCGCUUUCUUCUCCAUGUUCGGAGGAGCCCUGCAGGCCGUCUCCAAUUCUCUCAGGACGUUCCAGGCUGGUCGGUUCAUCUGCGGUCUUGGGAUCGGUAUUUUGGUGACCGUCUGCCCGAUGUACUUGUCUGAGAUGUCGAGCGCUUUCCGUCGCGGCUGGCUGGUUGGUCACCAUGCCAUAUUUCUUGUCUUUGGAUAUAUGCUUGCUGGCUGGGUGGGUUUUGCGUGUCAUUAUGCACAGAAUAGCGCGCCGGCUUUUGGGUGGCGGUUUCCAUUGGCUCUGCAGUGUCUUCCUCCUUUGGUUCUUUUGCUCGGAUCUACCUGGCUUCCUCGGUCGCCUCGGUGGCUGAUUUCGAAGGGGAAAUUUGAGGAGGCUAGUACUGUCCUGGAACGACUCCGUGCGUCGCCGAAUGAUCCAGAUAACUUGGCCGCUAAGGAGGAGUUUUUUCAGACGAAAGAGCAGAUCCGACUGGAAGCGGAGAGACUGGCGACGUACGGAAAUGUGUGGAUGGCUGUUUGGAAGAAGAAGUCUUACAGAAAGCGAAUGAUCAUCGGCUUUCUUACUCAGUGGGGAGCCGAAUUUGGCGGUCCGCUAAUCAUUAAUAAUUACGCAGUUCUUCUAUAUCAAAACCUAGGCAUGAAGGGCGGUAUGCCUCUGCUCUUGAGUGCAAUCUGGUUGACGACGGCAGGUAGGGCAACAACAGUCCAGUUGAUUCUGGGAUGCUCAUUUACCACGUUGACAGGUCUCAUCUACAACCCUCUUGGAGCUUGGCUUCACGAUCAAGUCAACUCCCGACGCAAGAUGUAUCUAACCGGCUUCAUCGGUAUCAUUCUCACCACGUCCUGUCUUGCAGCCAUGACAGCUCAGUACGCGGGCACGACCAACCGGGUAGGGAAUGGGUUUGGCAUCCUUUUUAUGUAUCUUUACUUGGCAUUUCAAGGAACAUUUUGUGACACUACAAUGUAUCUCUACGUGUCAGAAAUAUUCCCAACUGAGAUCCGCCCAAUUGGCAUGGGGUUUUCCUUAUUUGGUCAAUUUGCAGCAACACUCAUCCUUCUUGAGACUGCACCCAUGGGAUUUGAUAACGUAGGAUGGAAAUACUACCUCGUUAUCAUAUGCUGGUCCGCAUUCUUCAUUCCAGUCAUCUACUUGUUUUUCCCGGAAACUGCUCGCCUAACUCUAGAAGAGAUUGCAAAAAACUUCGGUGAAGAAGUCGCGGUGCAUCUCACAGAUGCCACUGAUGAAGAGAAGACUCAGCUUGAUCAACGGAUUGUCCAAUCCAGUGGCCUCCAGGCGAUUGACAUAUCAAGUACUUCAAAGGAUGUAAAUCAUGAAACCCGCUCUAAGAUUUAG
Penicillium odoratum is the source of this 1647-nucleotide messenger RNA. Its product is annotated as putative MFS sugar transporter. The record is from RefSeq and is a predicted model, not a curated record. Gene Ontology annotation, cellular component: membrane. Lineage: Eukaryota; Fungi; Ascomycota; Eurotiomycetes; Eurotiales; Aspergillaceae. Gene Ontology annotation, molecular function: carbohydrate:proton symporter activity. Bases 1 to 1647 code for a protein of 548 amino acids. The transcript has 5 exons. Gene Ontology annotation, biological process: carbohydrate transport; transmembrane transport.